UAGCUUGACGCACUGGAGCGGCUCGCGGUGGCACGCGCGUCUCGCGCUUCAGUCAGCGGAAUACAAACAGACCUUUUUUUUGUUGUUGUCAGAGAACAGGGACAUAAYUGCUUUCUGAGGGCGUUCUGCGAGCUUCUUUUUCUCUCUCCGAUGUUUUCGCUCGUGUCGCCGGUUGACCACCAUGGGAGCAGGAACUGACAGACGAGGUCCGGGAGAAUUGGCUGGAGGAGCCGUCCAGUGACAGCUGUUGUUAUCUGACUGACAGACAGACCGGUGAAACGUGACGGACAGGUAAACCGCUGCGCGUUUCACAUCUAUGGCCUGAAAGGGACGAUAAAAACAAGAGAAUAUGUUGUAAGGUGAGGCUUUUUUAAUUUAUUUGUGACUUUACCCUCCUUGUCGUGCAAGUAUGGGGCUGUUGUAGCCGGUCACACGAGGACUGGAGGGUUAGCGCCUGGUUCUGUCUGCGCUCCGUCCCCCUCCGGUGGACAGCGACGAGUCUGGAGACGCGGACGGAGACGGGGCUGUUUUCGUAGCGGAGACAUGGCAGCGGCCAUCGCCAGCGGUUUGAUCCGCCAGAAGCGGCAGGCGAGGGAGCAACACGCCCACCGACCGACCGCUCACCGGCGGCGGAAGAGCCCCGGCAAGAAGCAGGGGCUGUGCAACGGGAACCUGGUCGACAUCUUCUCCAAAGUCCGGAUAUUUGGCUUGAAGAAGAGGAGGCUAAGGAGGCAAGAACCACAGCUGAAGGGCAUCGUGACCAGGUUGUUCUGCAGGCAGGGCUUCUAUCUCCAGAUGGGCCAGGAUGGAAGUCUGGACGGGACCAAAGAUGACAGCACCAACUCCUCUUUAUUUAACCUAAUUCCUGUGGGUCUGAGAGUCGUGGCCAUCCAGUCGGUGAAGACCGGUCUCUACAUCGCCAUGAACGGAGAGGGUCACCUCUACUCCUCGGAACUGUUUACAGCUGAGUGCAAGUUUAAAGAGUCGGUGUUUGAGAACUACUAUGUGAUCUACAGCUCAAUGCUCUACAGACAGAAGGAGUCGGGCCGGGCCUGGUUUCUGGGCCUCAAUAAAGAGGGACAGGUCAUGAAAGGCAACAGGGUCAAGAAGACCAAACCAGCUGCUCACUUCCUGCCUAAACCUAUAGAAGUUGCAAUGUACCGAGAGCCAUCGUUACACGAUGUAGGAGAGGCGGUGCCUAAACUCGCAGGGGGCCCGCCUUCCAAAAGCACAACCUGCGAGCCUGUGGUCAUGAAUGGGGGCAAACCAGUCAGCAAACCCAGCAAGGAGGAGACAUAACCCCACCCARCAUUUCAGCCUGAUCCCCCCCACCCCGGCUGACUGGAGGCCAGGAAAAACCACAAACUUGCCCCACUGCUGCGCUCUCAAAAAAAAUAAAAUAAAUAAAUAAAAAACUGUAACACAAGGUAAUAAACAAAUAAUAGAGAUAAGCUCUAAAAGGACCGUUAUGGGGCUGAAAUCUGGCCUCGCCUCUCCCUACUGGACAGUGUUGUGGGGCAGCGCCAGAGGGACUGCAAUACAGUUGGUGGUGGGAAAAGAAGAUGGUAAAACCUACCAGACAUAUCUUUCAGAACUGGGACACUGGCAUAUGUUCUCACACGGGUCAGGAGAACAUGAAAAAAUAUAAACAAUACAAAAAAAUGCCAUUCUCACUCUUCUUUCCCCUCGCUUUUGUUUUUGAGACAGUUCACAACAACGAGGCUCCUUUUUCCUGUAGUUUUCUGUUCCCAGGUUCGCUCGCGUACUGAUGGCCCGCGGACACACAUUCACACCAACUCCACUCGAAAUCGACUGCUUGGAUUCGAUCUUUAAGUACAUUAAAAGCAUCAGCAAACAGUCGGCAAAGAGAGCAUUUUAAAUACCAAACACUGAUGAUUCAGAGAAUGCUUAGUCAUCAAUCAAUUAACAUUUAGAACAGAACGUUCUCUGCUAAAAUUACAAGGAAAUGCAUGGGGAAAUAGUGCUUUAACAWACAAGGUAAACUCACCUCUCCUUUUUUUAUCCCUCACUGUAAAGAGAAAGCCUUACAGCUUUUACAUCACGUACACAACUCCAGCUCAGGAGAGGCCAAGAUCAGUCAACAAGAACAAUUCCCRCAAAUUCCCAGCUUGUAGCAACAAGGAGAGCAUCUGAGGGUUUCUGGAGUCUGAACAGCAUGGUAGCAGUCAGUGUUUACAUAGAGUAGCAGAAAUUAUAGACUGAGUUGUGUUGAGGACCUAUUGCCUUCCCAAGUACUUGAACACUAAAGAAGGAAUCAGGGUAUUAGUGAGUGAUGACCAGUUGCUGUGAGUUAGAGCCUGUGUAAUUGGGACUUCUUACAAUCCAGAAUUAUUCAAGUAAUCCUAACAUAUUCUAACAAUAUUACCAUAGUUAAUUUAUUCAGAACACUCAACCAAAGGUUCAAAAGUAUUAUCAUCAAAUAUAAAGUUGCCUGUUUAUGACGUCUUUAGACUGUUACCACCACUUAAGCACUUCGAGUACGAUGUGUAAUUUCUCAAUAUGAAGCUAGGUUUAACCUCUUUUAGGCACAGAAAAAAAAAUGUUUUGCAGCACAAGUCACUUUUUGGGUUUUUUCCCCACACUUUUUACAUUUUUUUACUUUUUUUAAUCAUUUCACCUUGCAGAAAUCAAAUCUCAGAGAAGUUUAAAUGCAAACACAAACUUUAGAACAAAUGCCAUGAAACCACCCUUUAUCAAGGGAAAAGCUGAAAACCGUUUCGUAAUCUGGCCGUUCACACCGAGAGAAAAAGAGCAACGUCUGCAUCGCCUUGCUAGUGUUUACCCCUUUUUUAUGUUUUCUGGAACCACUUUGCCUCUUUUAUGCUUUGUUUUUGCUUCUUCAAUAGACUUUCAUGGGGCUCUUGCUUGUUCCUGCAUUUCACAAAGGGAUAAUACUUCAGUUUCUCAAAUGUCUUUACAAGAAAAUGCUUCACAACUUCUGUUUUCUCCUCUUUCAACACCCACCUUCUAUGUGCCUUUUUUAGUAGUAAUAUGGCCAAGCACUCGUGUAGAAGGUUUUGCUGUGUCGACAAAUAAAAAUGGUGUGUUUUAAAAUGAUCAAACCACGUCUAAAACUUAAAUCAGAUACAGAAUUAUUCCCUGUUGUACCUUCAUAGAAAAGUAGCUUGAAAAUGUACUUGCAGGCCUUGCAUAAUAUGACUCCAAUUCUAUGAUUUUAUUUAUUUAUUUGUUUUUGUCAAUUACCUUUUGUAUGAGCUAUAGCCUUUUAUGAUCACAGUAAAGUAUUUUUUGAUGAUACCAAAAUUGUCUCAAUUACACAAUGGCUUUAAAUCAGCCUGCACAAUGGACUUUAAAGAUCUCUAAUCAAUGCAGUUUCUAACGAGCACGAAGAAAACCACCCAAACGAAACGUUGCACAUCGACUCCGGUAUUAAUCAACAUUAAAACAUGGCUUUGUUCACACCUUGAAGACCUUUAAUGCAAGAUAGAUUGAAAUUUAAAAAAAAAAGAAAAAGCAUUAAACCACCCUCUCACUGUGAAGGCCAACAUGGCACUAAUUUUCUUUCUGUUUACUCGUCUUUCUUAGACCGAAAGAUGCCAAUCACUCUGAGAAACACACUAGUGGUCAGACGUAUGUAAUACUGUGAUCCCACGCUCUGAAUUAAUGUCAGCCACAACGAGGCCCACGUUAAAUAAGGCUAAGGAUAACAGAUUGUCUGCUUUUAAUUGACGAAAACAGACGCCGUGCUUUGAAUCCCAAUUUUGGCCACAAURACCCCCUUUGCAUUUUAAAUCAGAUGAUUGAAACACUGUCCUGUUUGCCGAAGAUUAAUGACCUCUGCCUGUGUCGACACAACUACAAAGGGAGCAACAAGACAAAGCAGCAGCAGAAAUCAAGGCCGCGUGACCCUCCCUACACACACACACACACACACACACAUGAAAUGAGCAGCCGGCCCCCAAACAAACGCCGCCCCGGCACCAGGUCUGCUGCACACCGGCGUUGAAUCUCCCGCUUUGUACGGAGGACGUUAACGACCUCACAGUGUUUCUAAUUGACAUUUCUGAGAUUUCUCACACAUACGCCACAUUUUUCACUCCUUUCCUCUGAUCUCAUUAGCUGUUUUUUUGCAUUCAUGUACCAAUGUGUGUGUGUGAGGCUGACCAGCACAUUUUAUUACAUGAACUAAAUCAUACGGACGUGAUAACAAAGAUGUUCUUUUUUAAAAAUUUUUUAUUUUUCCUUUUUGGCCUUUAAAGAAAAUAGGGUUUUUUUCAAUUGUUAAGCUGUAACCUUGAUACAGAAGUUCUGCAAGUGUGUAAGAAAUGUGUUUUUAGUGUUGGAUCAUGAGGGGAACAAAAAAAAAAAAAGAAAUAAUAAUAAAGAAAUAAAUCUAUGUGAGUGCCUCUCAUCCCCAGCUUGGGUCAAGAUUUAGGAUCCAGAGCAGCUGUAGGUCUGUGUUAAACUUGUUUUUUAAGUUUCUUUUUACCCUCAAAGUGGUUCGACUUCAGCUCUGUUCUGUCUAAUGUUCCGUGGGAUAAUGUUAAUGAGGAACAAGUCUGGUGUUGUGCUCGUCUCACGUAAAAGAAAUGUGGAUGUAACCUUURUUUACUAACCGUUGUGUCGCAUUUAGGGGCAAAAAAAAGAGAAAAAAAAAGGGAUCAAAUAUUUCCUGACAAUCAGGUUUAAUUUCCAAUGUAUCCCGUGUUGUCUCAGCUACAUGUGUCUAAGAAACAAUAUGAGGAUAUUUAAAGGUUUUUUUAUUUUUUAUUUUUUGUAGAAUAAAUGAAAGGAAACAGGACAGCAGUCCUUUUUAAUCUGCUGGCUGAGGGAGAAAUCCAACUUGUUAGGUUCACACUAGGGUUCCCAUCAUGCAAAAAGCAUUUUGUUGAGAUCUGUGGGAUAUGCUCACAGAUUAAUGUUUGAGGGCAGAGGGGGGGCGGGAAUAUUUUAAAAAAAAAGGGGUGGUGGGGGGUUCCUGGAUACUGACCAAAGACCGUGUUCUACCAUAGUGUUUCCAAGCUGCUACUCACAGUUCAAACAACGGUGGUGCAAUUACCGGCUGCAUCUCCUGAGAGAUUUUGUUUCCACUGAUGGUUAGCCAGGUACCACGGCCACAAUUAUGAAAGAUCUCGCAGCGCAGGAAGAGAGCAGCUGAUUUAAUUAGACGUGCGCAAUCGCAGCAACUCCGGGUGACUUUUCAAAUUUUCCACAGACAAGGACCACUCGGCUCACACAUGUAGCCAUCUUAGUUUGCCCCUCGUGGCCUCUGGCUCCGAAAUCACAAGUCUUGGAGGCACAAAAUGGACACAAGACGAUGGAGAGAACAAAAGAGAGAGAGAGAGGGAAGAAAAAGCUUUUGUGACCUGACCACUGCAGUGCAGGAGCACUUUAGAGCCACAGGAACAUGUAAUGGUUAGCACUCAUAACGUAGCCUGCCUCCCUCAGGUUUUCUUUUCUUUCUUUUUUUUUAUUCUCCGCUUUAUUCCUCUUUCAAAAGACUGCCUUAUUACAUUUGAAUCUGAGGACUGCUCUUUUUCAUCCCAACUGUUUCUUCUUUCUCCCUCUGAGCACUCUCUCUCACACACACACAGCAGAUACAAACUCAUCCUAUUUUACUUUUCAAUUAUCUUUUGAUCCCCAAUCUUCUGUUCACUAGAACUAUGCUUGCUUUCGCUCUCUGCUUGUUGUGUAACCAUGCAGACAGAGAACUUCUUCCUCCACUUUCCUCUUACUCUCCAUUCCCCCCCACUUGUUGCAUGUUGGGUUUUUUUGUUUGUUUUUUUGAAAAGGAGUAAUGAUKGACAAAUGCAUGUUGUGAUGAAAGAACUUUUUUAUUUAGUUUUUUGUUUUGACCAGUGCAACUUUUGACUUUUAUCUGCUGUUGGUUUGCGCAGGUAGUUCUCAGUGGAGACGGUUGGCGAGCAUGUGUUUGUUUCCGGUUAAACAGAAACCCCAUCAUGGCGACAACAAAGCAAAAACUCAAAAUGACUUCAAAUACAGCGUUUGCGCUAAUGCAUGCCUGACGAGAAACACUGAGCAUCGUGUUUGAAUUCUCUUAGCUGAGAGCAGGAAAUUAUACACAUAUGAAACGCAUGAAGAAGUCAUUUUUGAUCUCCUUUGUGUCGUCUUUUAACAAUGAUGGAUUAAAGCAGUUUUCAAGCUGGAUUAAGGAAAUUGGACRAACAGAUUCAGACAAUCUCUAGCGUCACCCAGAAGGUCUCUUCAGUGAAUGCGAAGCGCUUCUUUGUUUGAGUUGUGAUGUGAGUUUUCUGUUGUGUUACAACAUUUUAAAAAAUCCUCUGUCCACCAACUUUCUUCAGGUUUUAAAUGUGAAACAGGGUACGGCAGUCCUACGAUGCUAAUGACAGAAACUGGUGUGUAAAAUACACCCGUGUUGUUUCCUCCCUGUGCAAACCACAUCAGCUAUUAGCCAAACUGUGACUGGUGCCAACCUUAGAGAAGAUUACUCUGUCUGUCAGUACGUGUACAGUUAACUUUACAUAUAUUAUGCAAACAGUUUGUCUGCACUGUACAGUUUGUGUCCGAUCUAUUGUAUACACGCAGAAAAUAAUAAUAUUGAAUAAAGGAUUUAUACAAAGGA
Messenger RNA from Austrofundulus limnaeus, 6586 nucleotides. RefSeq names its product fibroblast growth factor 14. The coding region runs from base 544 to 1299 and encodes 251 amino acids. Gene Ontology annotation, molecular function: growth factor activity. The transcript has 5 exons. NCBI's taxonomy places the organism in Eukaryota, Metazoa, Chordata, Actinopteri, Cyprinodontiformes, Rivulidae. The record is from RefSeq and is a predicted model, not a curated record.